AUGACUGAAGCCAAACAAGAUUUAAUUGAAUUAUCAACAAAUCCUUUAGAUGUAUGGAUAAAUACACAUUAUGAUGAAUUGUGUGCAGGUAUGACGUGUAAAAAUGCUCUAUUCUGCAAACCAUCAGACAUGAAAGACAAGAAUUUUCAAAUGAGCAUUAAGGAUAAAUGUGAUAGGAAACAUAGAAGAAUAGACGAUAAACAAACAUGGUGUUAUGUUUUGAAAGAAGAAAUGAAAGGAUUAUAUAAACAGGUUGAACCAAACGAUAAUGAGGAUUCAUUUACUGACGAUGAAAUACCUGUAAAUGAAGCUUUAUAA
Messenger RNA from Trichomonas vaginalis G3, 318 nucleotides. RefSeq lists its product as uncharacterized. The transcript has a single exon. The record is from RefSeq and is a predicted model, not a curated record. NCBI's taxonomy places the organism in Eukaryota, Parabasalia, Trichomonadida, Trichomonadidae. The coding region runs from base 1 to 318 and encodes 105 amino acids.